GGUGAUAUGGGGAAGAUGUGGUACCACACAUUCUACAAAGGGUUGCGAGUGGCAACAGAGAAACAUCCGGGGUUGUUGAGAGCAGUUUCAUUGAACCCGAAGGCAAACUGUGAGAUGACAAGGAUCAUGUUUGAGACUUUUAAUACACCAGGUACGUGUGCUGCUACUCAAACGAUGUUGUCGCGAUGUACAUCUGAUCGUACAACUGGUAUAGUGUUGGACUUAGGUGACGGUGUGACCCACACAGUUCCGAUUUAUGAAGAUUAUGCGUUGCCUUAUACUGUUUUGCGAUUGGACUUUGCUGGUAGGGUUCUUGCCGACUUUAGGAUGAAGAUCCUGACUAAGACAGGUUGCAGUUCCUCUGUCUAUUCGUGGAACAUACUCAGGCGCAAACCACCGGACAUCGUUUUACUCUAUAGUAAGUCUAGAAUGGCACCUAUAAAACAGGUAGCUGUGCCUAGACUGGAACUAACAGCGGGAGUAUUGAGUGCUAGAAUGGGGGAAGUUUUAAAUAGGAACCUUCCUCAGGUGUUUGACAAGACUCACUUCUGGACGGAUUCUAUGAUAGUACUGUACUAUAUAAAAAAUACAGAUAGUAGGUAUUCCACCUUCGUGGCUAAUCGCCUGGCCGCUAUUCAUCAUUUAACAUCUGUGGACCAGUGGGGGCACGUAGAGUCCAAUGAAAAUCCUGCUGACUGGACAUCACGAGGCAUACGGAAGGAGCUAGAUUUAAAGAACUGGAUUGAGGGUCCUUCCUUCUUAAGAAAGAGGGAGUCUGUAAGAACACUAACGCUUAUGUGCGAGAACCCCCCAGAAAAUGUUGAAUUUAAAAGAUGUCACACGACCAACGCAAUUGCACUAAAACAUAGCUUAAGUCCAAUUCUGCUAUAUCACUCAAAUUGGAUAAGGCUGAUUAAAGCGGUAGCAUGGCUCAGAAGAUACGUGACCUAUAUAACCAUCAUGUAUUCCCAUCUAAAGGACAGGUCCCUAAGUGUGGGCUAUCUGUCAGUUGAUGAAUUGGAUGCAGCUAAACACAAGGUAUUGGCCUUAGUGCAAAAGGGAGUGUAUGGGGAGGCAGUAAAAGUGUCUCGAUGCAAUGGCGUAAGCGCAACUGAUAUAAAAGAGCUAAAAAAUCUUUCACCUACGCUAAUCGAUGGAUUGCUUUGUGUCGGCGGACGAUUAAAUUACUCGGAUUAUCCACUCUCAAUCAGACAUCCGGUAAUUUUACCCAGUCAUCACUACGUAACAGAACUUAUUAUUAGACACCAUCACCACCUAGAAGGUCACACCGGGACAUUACAAGUGUUAGCUACCAUACCACGAAAUUAUUGGAUUGUUAAAGGAACCAGUGGAGUUAAACGAGUGAUAGGUAGAUGUGUGAGGUGUAUACGCGCGAAGGCCACAUUAGGCCAACAGAUGAUGGCACCUCUCCCCAAGUAUCGAGUGCAGCAAGGCUGGUUUUGCUUCUCCUCCGUCGGAAUAGACUACUUUGGGCCGUUGAUAGUGCGUUGGGGAAGAAGCGAGGAAAAAGGAUACGGAUGCCUAUUUACGUGUCUCCAAACACGUGCCGUACGUUUGGAAGUAGCUUUCAUUUUGAGUAUUGAUGCUUUUAUAAUGGCUUUAAUACGUUUCAUAGGAAGGAGAGGAACUCCUAAGGAAAUCUAUAGCGACAAUGGGACUAACUUUGUCGGGGCCACUUCCGAAUUACGGGCUAAUAUGAGUGUGUGGGACAAGCAUAGAAUAAACGACUUAACAGUAUCGAAGAGUAUACGCUGGCAUUUCAACCCCCCAUUAGCUAGCCAUCGAGGCGGAGUUUGGGAGAGAUUAAUACGGUCUGUUCGAAGGAUCUUACUAUUUAUUUCCAACGGGCAAAUAUUGGACGAGGAUAGUUUGGCAACUUAUUUUGUGGAGGUAGAACGAAUUUUAAACAACCGCUCAAUCGUUCCUGCGACGUCAGAUGAAAAGGAUGAUUUGGCGCUCACGCCAAACACUUUGUUAUUACUAAGAGACAGUGAUGGUGCGAAUGAGAGAAGGUGUAGUAAGAAGAGAUGUGCGAAAGCUCUGCCUUCUAGAGGGAGCCGAGAAAUUGUAGCUUAGGUUUAUGGAUGUACAGGCGUACUGUUGUAAGUCCUGUGCCUCCCAUUGUUAUAGAGCAGUUAGUAAGGAGAGCAAUGACAGAAAUGUAUUCUAAGGUGUCUUUGCGUAGCUGGAGGGAUUUUGGGGGCCGGUGUAACGGAAAAAGAACAGUGAAAAUCCCUCUGCAGUUUUUUUGUUGAACAGUAUUUUCAUUUAUUUGUUCGUUCUCCCUUUUUGUGUAUUCCAACCUUUGUUUCGAUCUCAUUUAACUAUGUCUUUUGUUCUUAAGUCUUCCCCGUUUGAGCCUUUAUUAUGUGAUUUUGAUUAAAGACUUAUUUUUGUUACCUAAUUUUCUAUUGCAUGUUGCCGGACCAUUGACAGUAAGGUUGCGUUUGACUAAGCUCAAGGUCGCGGCGUGGUCUAUUUUGUGACUGCUAACCUUC
This is a messenger RNA of Schistosoma bovis, 2519 nucleotides long. Lineage: Eukaryota; Metazoa; Platyhelminthes; Trematoda; Strigeidida; Schistosomatidae. The record is from the annotation of a GenBank genome assembly.